AUGGUUAGCCUCUCUACUCCUGUUGUUAACGUUGACUGCCUUGGUGUGAGUGUGAAGACGCUCGAGGUCAGAGGCAACCUUGUGGUCUUCGGUCGAGGUGGUUCUAAGAGUAACGAUCACGGAAGGAAGUACUGGCAUUAUAAUUCUGCAGAGAUUAAGGUCAGUAGAUUUCACAUUCUGGAACACUUCAUUAGUGGCCAUGAUUUCAUUCAUCUCGCAGCGGACUUUUUCAAGCUGCUCCAUGAUCCUCAGACGAUGAUCCGGGAAAUCAUGGUGCUCUGGAUUAUGGAGACGACCUGGGUAGUGCCUCAGACUGUUGACAUGACCUCCGUAGACUCUGAUCCAGAUAUCGUGAACUAG
Penicillium antarcticum is the source of this 360-nucleotide messenger RNA. RefSeq lists its product as uncharacterized. The coding region runs from base 1 to 360 and encodes 119 amino acids. Lineage: Eukaryota; Fungi; Ascomycota; Eurotiomycetes; Eurotiales; Aspergillaceae. The record is from RefSeq and is a predicted model, not a curated record. The transcript has 2 exons.